Messenger RNA from Nicotiana tabacum (common tobacco), 3030 nucleotides. NCBI's taxonomy places the organism in Eukaryota, Viridiplantae, Streptophyta, Magnoliopsida, Solanales, Solanaceae. The record is from RefSeq and is a predicted model, not a curated record.
AAAAUUUGUGAAAUUUUUUUAAAGAAACUCGAAAAGGAAAAGGCAGAGACAACAAAAGCAAGAAAAUGUGUGAGAGAACGUAAUCAUCAACAUUCAACAUAAUCACCUGCCAAUUUGUCUCCUGUUCAUAGCCUCAUCUGAAUCUCCCCAAAUUUUCCCUCAAUUUGCGAGGUUCCUCUUUCUCUAUACCUUGAAUUCUUUCCGAAAAAAAAUUGUACGUUUUUGGUUCUGAUCGCGUCUGUUUCCGUUGCAAUUCCUUUGAAUGUUGAUCGGAAUUUGAUGGGUAUCGGUAGGACGGGUUUAAUCCUAUGAUAUCGGUUCCUGAGCUCACAUCACUGACUUGAUAAGGUGAUGGUGGGUGAGGAAGAUAUUGAUCUCUCAGCUUUAAAAUCCCAAUUGGCUCAAACAGACGUUACUUGGAAGCUAGAGAUGGAGAAAAGUCAGUCCCAAGUGGAUGCUUUGCAAGCAAAACUGUUGGAGGUAAAAGCUUGUAUUCAAGGAUCAGAGGAAGAUACAAAGAGAGAGUUAGAUGCUCUAUGGCAUAGAGUCAGAACUGCUACAACGUUGAUGACGUACUUGAAAGCUAAAGCCAGAGUCAUGGCUGUUCCAGAUUUGGCCAAUUCCUCAUGCGGUAUCAAAGAACUAGAUGGAGUAGGCCUUGUAGAUAAAAAUGGGAUACCAUUAUCCGGUUGGUCUAGGGAUGUAGAUCUCUCGUCUUUUGAUGAUGCUGAUGAUGAAACAUGGAUUAGACUUUCGAGUAAACAUGGUCACCUUGAUGAACAAGAUGGAUCUUAUAUGAGUGAAUUACUCAGAAGUGCACAGUUGGUUACAGAUGUUAUGGAAAGUCUUGUAAAGAGGGUUAUAAUGGCGGAAUCUGAAACUGCUAUAGAGAAAGAGAAGGUAACGGUAGGUGAAGAAGAGAUUAAGAGGAAGGCGCUCCAGAUCGAAAACAUGUCUGUUAAGUUAGAGGAAAUGGAAAGAUUUGCUCUGGGUACAAAUCUUAUCCUGACUGAGAUGCGGCAGAGAGUUGAAGAUUUGGUUGAAGAAACUUCUAGACAGAGGCAGAGAGCUGCAGAAAAUGAGCAGGAGCUUUGUCGUGUUAAGAGAGACUUUGAGUCUCUGAAAUCCUAUGUCAGUAGUCUCAUUAGUGUGAGAGAAACACUUCUAUCAUCAGAAAAGCAAUUCCAGACUAUUGAAAGGCUUUUUGAGCGGUAAGUAUUCCCCUUUCGUCAAAAAGAAAUUUUCAUAACCAUAACAUGCUGGCAGACCUAUUUCCUUCUUUCCUGGCUAUGCAGUUUGUCUGUGAUGCAUGAAGUUUAUAGUUAAAUAUAUCGUUUUUCUCUCACUUUCGUACCACUGCAUCUUAUACUUGCCCUGCAGCUUGCUUUAAUAACUGGAAUACAAAUGUCAAAGCACAACUUCUUCCUGUGUGUUCGAAUAACGCUUGCCUUGCAGCUUGUUUAUAAUAAUUGAAAUACAAAUGCACAAUCAUAAAUUCACUGCAUAUUAUAUGUGUGUCAUUUGGUAAGAAGAUGCUUUGAUAGCUCCAUCAAUUGCUACCUCAUUUCUCUAGUUUGCUUGUUGGUCCCUUUUCGUUUAUAAAUGUUACUUUCCAGAGUAAAUUUUUUCCUUGUUUUCACCUUUAGGCAUUUAUUUACUUGAAGGGAAUGCAAGCGUGAACGCUCAUUUGUUCUAAGUGCUUUAUACAUUUUUCCUUCGAGUGUGGUUGAUUUAGAUCAUCAAUACCAUAAUGGACUCUUGGACAUGCUUAGUGCUAUAACGUCCCUUUUAAUCUAUCGGGCUAUUAUAGGAUCUUGUACUGAUCCAGGGCCAUCAUAGCUUCUCCUUUUCUAUUAUUUUCAAGGCUUGGGGUGGGAUGGGGGAAUAUUUGAAACUUAAUGGUGUUGGUCAUUGUUCAAUGCAAAGGGCUGGGAGCCUGGGACUGUAUGAAAUUAACAAUUUUGGGCAUUAUUCACAUGACGUUAUCAGGGAUAGUUGAAACUAAAGAGAAAUAAAAAAGUCCAAAUUGUUGCUUAUGGAGUUCUUUUACUUUAUUUUGAAAUGUGCUUUGUUGCACUAGGUAACUCCCAGAUGCAAGACAGAUAUACCAUCCGAAAUAUUGAGAAGUGAUUGGAAAGCUUGAUUAUUCUUCAAGCUUGGUUGAGAAUGUAUAGCAGUUACUAGUUUACAAUAUGGUAAGAUACAGAUUCUAGGGAAUAAAACAUCUCCUAAUAUAUGGCUGAUGUAAUAUGGUCUUAGGCAAUCCUCACCUCAUGAGCUAGCUUUUGAGGUUGAGUUGGGCCCAAGGUGUAUUUUCUUUACAUGAGUUUUUGUGAGAACUUACUUCAUAAAAAAAAUUAUUUGUGAGAAGUUCGAUCAACCAGUCGAAGCAGCAGAGCUUAGAGUCUUUACUCUAUGUAAAGUACACCUAUUUUAAGGGUGUACGGGGGCCAAAAAACACAAAAUUAAAAGGGUUUCUCUAUUUUUCAUAAAAUUACUGGGUAAAAACUAAAUUUCUUGGGGUUUUUUAUAAAAAGUUUUGGAUGUGUGCCGAGAGUUGCAGAAUGGCACCCCAAUAACCAUCUUAUCUUGCCCAGUCCUGGAUAUACUGUGUGACAGCACACUGGCUUGUCAAAGGCUUUUUUUUCUUACAUAUCAGUCCAGAAACUAAAGAAUCACAAAGUAUAAACAGUUUGAUGAUGCCAGAAUGAAAUAGUUGAGAAUAAUUAGUCUUAUAGGGUGGCCACAAAAUCAGAAAGAAGGCUUUACUGCUAGUUUGUAACUCCUCUAGGUUAAUCCAAUAUUAGGCAAUAGUGGGUAGUCAACUUCAUCAAUUAAGAAAGUUUGGCAAAUGGUUUUUGGUGAAUCGAUUAUUGAUUGCGAAAUGUGAAGAUUGAAACCUGGAUUAACGAAAAAAUUGAAAUCACAAAUUUCAAGAUGGCUGAGAUCUGAAGUUGUUGUUUUGCACGUUCUCAUGCAUAAAUGGUUACGUGUUGAAUCCUAGUUCUCUCAAUCUUUUAUUAGUAAAAG